Messenger RNA from Stylonychia lemnae, 2472 nucleotides. The record is from the annotation of a GenBank genome assembly. Lineage: Eukaryota; Ciliophora; Spirotrichea; Sporadotrichida; Oxytrichidae.
AUGCAUAUUGCCUCUUCUGAUAGUGGAGGAUGCAUUUAUUCUGAUGAUACAAAUGUGGACAUUCAGAAUAGUUCUUUUAUUAAUGGAAUUUCUGGAACUUCUGGUGGAUCUAUUUAUCUCUAGUGCGAAUAAUCUUCUGGAUGCAACUAUUUGAUAUCAAACAAUACUUUCAUUAAUAGCACAGCCUAAUUGAAAGGUGGAGCAGUCUUCUAUGAUUUUAAUAGACCUUUGAAAAUUUAGGAGAACACAUUCAUAAGCAAUUUAGCAAAGUAUGGAAAAGAUAUUGCCUCAUACCCCUAUCAAAUGAAAAUUCUAAAUAAAAACACAGACUUCCUUAAAAAUUUAACAAGCGAAGAAAUUAUUAGUGAAAAACUUCUGAUUGGUCUAGUUGAUUACGAUGAAUAAAUUGUGGAUGAUGGUAUUUUAAAAACAAUAAUGUUUUCCUCGAAUAAUGAAGGACUAUCAGUUUCAGGUAUAACUACUUUAAGCAGUGAAAAUGGAAUAUUUGAGAUCUCAUAGCUUAAAAUUAUAGGAGUACCUUCUUAGUCUUAUAAGCUAAGAAUAAGCACUAAUUCAAUAGAUUAGAAAAAGAUCGAUUUUAAAUAAAACGGUUUAAGUGCUGAUUUCUUUGUUGACAUAAAGCUAAGAGAAUGCAUAUAAGGAGAACUAAUGCUAGAUUAAUAAUGCUAUGAAUGUCCUCGAGGAUCAUAUUCAUUAAGCAUUAAGGACAAAAGCUGUAAAAAAUGCCCUUCGAAUCUCAAAUGUGAAGGUGGAGUAUAAAUUAUAGUCGACCCUAAUUAUUGGAGAAAUAAUACAAAUAGCACUGUGGUCUAUAAAUGCCCUAAAAAUCAAGUUUGCUUAGGAGGUUUUGAAUCAGAAUGCCAAGUAGGCUAUGUAGGAAGGUUAUGCACUAAAUGUAAUUAAACUUCAUAAGAUAACUACUAUGCUCGUAAUGGCUUAUACAACUGCUCAAAAUGUCUUUCAAUAUCCUAUCAAGUAACUAUCAUAAUUGGCUUGAUAGCUGGAUUAACUUUAUAUAUUAUGUAUCUACUAUUCUCAUUGAUAAAAAAUUCUAAAAGAAAUAACCCAUAGACACUUUUAAUGCGUAUAUUGACAAACUACUUCUAAGUUGCUAUGAUGGUUAAAGAAUUUCAGUUAAAUUGGCCUAACCAAGUGCUUCAGAUGCUAGAAUAUUUCUCAAUGGGAGGAGAGGGAUAUUCACAGGUCCUAUCAUUUGAGUGCUUAAUUAAAGAUAGUAGUGUGGAUAUUGGGAUAAACCAAAUAUACUUCUUUGUAAUUCUACUUGGACUCUUACCAGUAAUUCUCAGCACAAUAGCCUUUUUAAUUUGGACAUUAAUUUACCAGAUAAAACGAUUUAAUUUAACCAAGAAGCAAUUCAAGAGAUAUAUUCGAACUUCGAUAAUUCUAUUUGCUUAUCUGUGCUACCCUACAAUAUCUUAGAAUAGCUUUUCACUAUUGAGUUGUGUUCCCUUUGAAGAUGGAAAUUCAUACUUAAGGCAAGACAUGAGCAUUCAAUGCUGGACUAUUGAACAUAAAAAAAUGGCUUUAUCAAUUGCUCUACCCUAUAUUAUUAUUUGGGCUAUCUUUUUUCCUACUCUGAUCGGUUUUCAAUUAUACAAAAACAGGCAUAGAUUAUCACGAGCUUAAAUGAUGACUGAGUAUGGCUUGUUUUACACAGGACUUAGAGAUGAAAAUUACUAUUGGGAAGUAACAUACGUCAACUUCAAAAAGCUUAUCUUUAUUUCUUUUUCUUCGAUCCUUUCUAGUGUCAGCUCUUCAACCAAGAUAUCGCUCUUAUUUGGAGGAAUGCUCUUUCUUAGUAAUGAUUUAAGUGGUUAGGAAUAGGAAAUGACAUUAAUCUUUGUUGCCAUUGUGCUACUGAAUGUUAUAUUCUUAAUGAAAUGGGCCUUCACCUUUCUAAGAAUAAUACUGACAAAUUAUAUGAAAUAACUCUAAGGCAAAAUAAAAAUACUACAAAAGUGGAAUAUACAGACUUAUUAGGAGAAAUGGACAUUAAAAGAGCAGGAAAUAUAGAUGGUAAAGUAGUAGUAACUAGAAAUGAGAAGAAGAUCCUCACUAAAGGAUGCCUUGGAAUCUUUAAAGCUAAGUCAGAGUAUAUUAAGUGACAUGACUAAGAGGUAAAAUGAUAAGGAUACUUCAGAGCCAUUUGCUUGGUAAAAGACAACAAGGGCAAAGAAAAUGUAAAGAAAUCUUUUGCAAGAGAGAAGGCAAUCAAACGAUAUGGAGAUAGAAGACUCUAAAAGAAUGCCAUUUGAGAAGAAGCAAAGUUUUGUCAACGUCAAGACAAAACUCCCAGAAAAAAUAAGAAAUAAGGUCAAUCGCCAUUGUUCAACUAAUAAUAAUCUCAUAGAUGAUAGCAAUUUUUCUAGAGUCACUUAGUUCACAAGAGUAACUAAUACCACAUAUAUACCAAACUAAACCGAUUAAUGA